Messenger RNA from Hipposideros armiger (great roundleaf bat), 824 nucleotides. It is a transcript of the gene FKTN, whose product is annotated as fukutin. Bases 165 to 689 code for a protein of 174 amino acids. The transcript has 6 exons. Gene Ontology annotation, cellular component: Golgi membrane. The record is from RefSeq and is a predicted model, not a curated record. Lineage: Eukaryota; Metazoa; Chordata; Mammalia; Chiroptera; Hipposideridae.
GGCCAGAGUUACAGCAAAUUACUGUUGAUGGACUAGAAGUUCUCAUUCCAAAAGAUCCAGUGCACUUUCUAGAAGAAAUACCACACUCUAGGUUUAUUGAGUGUCAGUAUAAAGAAGCUCGAGCAUUCUUUCAGCAGUACCUUGAUGAUAAUACUUUGGAAGCUAUGGCCUUUCGGAAGAGCGCAAAGGAAUUGUUGCAACUCGCAGCCAAAACAUUAAAGAAAUUGGGAGUGCGGUUCUGGCUGAGCAGUGGAACUUGUUUAGGAUGGUAUCGGCAGUGCAGUAUUAUUCCUUAUAGCAAAGAUGUUGACUUAGGAGUUUUUAUACAAGAUUACAAAUCUAAUAUUAUUGCAGCCUUUCGGGAUGCAGGACUUCCACUCAAACACAAAUUUGGGAAGGUAGAAGACAGCUUGGAACUCUCUUUCCAGGGAAAAGAUGAUGUAAAACUUGACAUUUUUUUCUUCUAUGAAGAGACUGACCAUAUGUGGAAUGGAGGCACUCAGGCCAAAACAGGAAAAAAAUUUAAAUACCUGUUCCCCAAGUUCACACUGUGCUGGACCGAGUUUGUAGACAUGAAGGUUCACGUGCCCUGUGAAACCAUUGAGUACAUCGAAGCCAACUAUGAUGCUGCCUGGGUCAGAGAGCUCAAACAGGGCCUGCCGGUUGAUCGGGUCUGCACCAGCCUAUGACGCCUUCCGGGAUCAUAGGAGUGGUGGACGGGAAGCUGUCUCUUGUUCAUACAGCCUGCCUCAGCUACAGUGCGAAUCUCAGAAGCAGGUCUGAAACUCCAGCUGGCAACCUACUUAUUUUCAGGCAAUUUUCAA